Messenger RNA from Salarias fasciatus (jewelled blenny), 4386 nucleotides. RefSeq names its product E3 ubiquitin-protein ligase CBL-like. The coding region runs from base 266 to 2866 and encodes 866 amino acids. Gene Ontology annotation, biological process: negative regulation of epidermal growth factor-activated receptor activity; cell surface receptor signaling pathway. Gene Ontology annotation, cellular component: membrane raft; plasma membrane. The record is from RefSeq and is a predicted model, not a curated record. NCBI's taxonomy places the organism in Eukaryota, Metazoa, Chordata, Actinopteri, Blenniiformes, Blenniidae. The transcript is spliced from 16 exons. Gene Ontology annotation, molecular function: ubiquitin protein ligase activity; calcium ion binding; phosphotyrosine residue binding.
GGACAUCCGGUUCCGCUUGCACUCAACCUGUUUGUUUUUCCUCCCUGUGAGGCUCAUUAAGUGUCUCCCAAAAGCUCCGGGAGGGCUGCUGAGAACCGUCCCCGGGAGGAGUGAGGCGGCUUCGGCUCCAGGAACACCGAACCGCGUUCAGACACCCGUCCGGAACCCCGUGUGCUUGUCCAUUCACCGGCCGCUCUCUCUGUGUGUCGCCCCCCCGCUCCUCGCCUCCAGCUCCGGGGCUAACCCCCGGUCACCGACCGACUUAAUGGCCGGAAAUCCGAGGAGGGGCGCCGGUCUGAUCGGCCUGAUGAAGGACGCCUUUCAGCCCCACCAGCAGCCUCUGCAGCCGCACCAGCCCGCCGUGGUUGACAAGAAGAUGGUGGAGAAAUGCUGGAAGCUCAUGGAUAAGGUGGUGCGUCUGUGCCAGAACCCGAAGGUGGCGCUGAAGAACAGCCCGCCCUACAUCCUGGACCUGCUGCCCGACACCUACCAGCACCUGCGCACCAUCCUGUCCAGGUACGAGGGCAAGAUGGAGAUCCUGGGCGAGAACGAGUACUUCCGGGUCGUCGUGGAGAACCUGACCAACAAGACCAAGCAGACCAUGAGCCUGUUCAAGGAGGCCAAGGAGCGGAUGUACGAGGAGAACUCGCAGCCCAGGCGGAACCUCACCAAGCUCUCCCUGAUCUUCAGUCACAUGCUGGCAGAGCUGAAGGCCAUCUUCCCCAACGGCCUGUUUCAGGGCGACAACUUCAGGAUCACCAAAGCUGACGCCGCAGAAUUUUGGAGAAGGUCGUUCGGGGACAAGACCAUCGUGCCGUGGCGGACGUUCCGUCAGGCCCUCCACGAGUUCCACCCCAUCAGCUCGGGCCUGGAGGCCAUGGCCCUGAAGUCCACCAUCGACCUCACCUGCAACGACUACAUCUCCGUGUUCGAGUUCGACAUCUUCACCCGCCUCUUCCAGCCUUGGUCGUCUCUCUUGAGGAACUGGAACAGCCUGGCCGUCACACACCCGGGCUACAUGGCCUUCCUGACCUACGACGAGGUCAAAGCUCGACUUCACAGGUUCAUCCACAAACCUGGAAGCUACAUCUUCAGGCUGAGCUGCACCCGGCUGGGCCAGUGGGCCAUCGGCUACGUGACGGCGGACGGGAACAUCCUGCAGACCAUCCCCCACAACAAGCCGCUGUUCCAGGCGCUCAUCGACGGCUACAGGGAGGGAUUCUACCUGUUCCCCGACGGCCGCGCCCAGAACCCGGACCUGACGGGGCUGUGCGAGCCGUCGCCGCAGGACCACAUCAAAGUCACGCAGGAGCAGUACGAGCUGUACUGCGAGAUGGGCUCCACCUUCCAGCUCUGCAAGAUCUGCGCCGAGAACGACAAGGACGUGAAGAUCGAGCCGUGCAGACACCUGAUGUGCACCUCGUGUCUGACCGCCUGGCAGGAGUCGGAGGGUCAGGGCUGCCCGUUCUGCCGCUGUGAGAUCAAAGGCACGGAGCCCAUCGUGGUGGACCCCUUCCACCCGAAGGCGGGCGGCGCCUCCUUCGCCGGGUUCCAGGCAGCGGGCAGAGCGGAGGCGGCGGGCGGCGAGGAGGACGAGGACGAGCGGCUGGAGGACCAGAGCCUGGUCAUGAGCAGGCUGGCCUGCUCCAAGGUGGAGCGGCCCCCGUCUCCGGUGUCCCAGCUGCCCCCGGUGCCCCCGCGGCUCGACCUGCUGCAGCAGAGGGCGUCCGGCUCCCAGGGCGCCGCGGCCAAGAUGGGCGCCACGCACCGGGACAAGCCGCUGCCGCUGCCCCCCGCCCUGAGGGAGCUGCCCCCGCCCCCGCCCCCGGAGCGCCCCUCGCUGGCCGGCCCGGACUCCCGGCUCCAGAGGAGGCCGCUGCCCUCCACCCCCGACCAGCCCGCCUGGGCCUCCAACUACAUGGUGCCGCGCCCCCCCACCAAGGCCCCGGGGGGUCCCGGGGGCCCCGCGGCCCCGGCCUCCAGCCCGCAGGGCAACGGGGCCGUCGGGGACCCGGCCAAGCCGCAGGCGGCCACCAACGCCAUCUACUGCCUGGCUGCGAGGUCUCUGUCGGCGUCCGCGGAGAAGGCGCCGUCCGACUGCGAGGAGAACGAGUACAUGAGCCCCACCUCGCUGCCGGCCCCCGGCGGCCCCUGGGCCGGCACGGGCGCCGCGGUGCCGCCGCCGCCACCGGGGGGCCACCCGGACACCAGCGAGGCGGGGGACAGUGACUCGGAGGACCCCCAGGUGUACGAGUCCAUGUGUAACAUCCAGAGCCAGGCCGCCUCCUCGGACACCGCGCAGGCCUCGGAUUACGACCACCCUCCCCCUCCUCUGGCGGCGGCGGCCUCUCAGGACAGGCAGGAGGACGCCAUCCUGGAGGACGUGUACGAAUACGACUGUCCCAGACCGGCGGCCCCCCCGGCCCCCACCAGGAGGACGCUGUCCGACAUGAGCGGCCCGUCGGCAGCCUUCAGCGGCCUCAGCGUGGACGCGGCGCUGGACUCCAGUCUGUUUGUGGCGGGCGUCGACCCCGAGCGCCCCCCCAAGCCCCUCCCCCGUCGAGCCAACUCGGACCGCCGGCCCCGGCCCCUGAACCGGGACCUCUCCGCCCCGCUGCCGGAGCUGCCGGGCCCCUCCUCCCCCGUGCUCCCCCCUCACCCCCCGCCGGCCCCCCUGGUUGCCGCCGCCGCCACCGCCGGGGGGAGCCCCGCCCUGAACGGCGAGAUCGAGUGCCUGAUGUCUCAGGGCUACUCCAUCCAGGACAUCCAGAAGGCGCUGAUGAUCGCCCAGAACAACCUGGAGACGGCCAAGAACAUCCUGCGAGAGUUCGUGUCCAUCCCGCCGGCGCCGCACAUCGCCACAUAGUCGCUCCAGCCCGGCUCCGCGGCACGCCCCCCCGCGGGGGCCCCGGUGUCCAGGUCAUACCACCACAGCCACAGUCAGCAGAGCGAACAGCGGCCGGCAGGAGUUGGCGUUGGUCCGUCUCCUGCCUGAUAUGACCUGAACGCCAGGAGAGCCAGAAGCCCCCCCCCCCCCCCCGGCUCCUGUCCCCGCCGCUGCUGUGCAGCCGCCCCACCCCCGGUGCUUUUAUCAGCUUCUCGCUAAACCUGGCGGCGUCGGGAAACGUAGCUUCGGGAGCCGGCGGGCCGAGCGGCGCUCUGUGAACGUGGAGUGGACAGCGUGGCAGCGUCUCCUCCAGUGAAAUAACCAGUUUGAUGUUUAACGUGUCGUGCCGUGUGUCAGACUAACAUGAACUAACGUUUCAUCAGGAGGCGCGCUCUCUCUCUCUCUCUCUCUCUCUCUCGAUGUCUCUCUCUUUUCCGCCGGCUCAGACGGGAGGUCAGUCAGACUGGAGGGACGGGCGCUGAGACGGAGGCGGGACUCGGACUCAGGUACUCACUAACCCGGGACGCCGCAGACGCGCUCCACUGAGCGUCUCGGGUUUCAGCCUCUCAGCAGCUCCUCAGCUGGAAACCCAGAGUUAGAAUGAACACAUGAACGGAGCUCUGAGGGACCGCGGGACGGGCGGAGUCCCUCCAGUCCGCCGGAACGGAGGGUCGGCCAGUUAAAGGACGGGCGAGACUAACGGUCGGUCGUCCUCCCGGUCCGCGCCGCCGCCUGAUGACUCCUGCAGUAGUAAACGUGCCUUCUGUCCAUCAAAACCAAAACGCAGCUCUGACCUUCCCUCUGUCAGAAAGGUCAAGGGUCAGGUCACCGGUUAGCUGAACGUGACUCCCGGAUUCCUUCAGAGGAGCUAGAAGCUCCCGGCGUUAAAUGGAUUCCGGUUUACUCCACUAACGACGCUCAUGCUGAUACUAAUGUGUUUACAGCAGGAGUCGGACUGAAUGCUGGGAGACGCGGCUCGUCUUCACUCGUCUGGAGUUUCCUGACCGCCGUAGCUUCUCUAACACCCCGGAAACACCCGCUCUCACACACCCUUCCCCUGACCGGACACUGGGCCGCUCAGUCCGCCGUGGCAGGUUCACUUCCUGAGCACUUUAGCGGCCGGUGGGCGUGGCCAGAGCGGCGAGCCGGCUCGGCGUCGCCAGCGCGUGGUGAAAACAGAGCCGAGCGGCCGGUAGACGUGGCCUCAGGUUCCCGUUUCCGCAGCUUUAACCCCCCAUCCCGAACCCAAAGCCGAGGCUUCGUCUCAGAGCCGAGUGGACGCUCCUCUUCCUCUUCCUCCACUUUAAUCUCAUUAACUUGCCUUUUUUCCAGCAGGAACUUGCCUACUACUAAAAAAAACAACUUGUCUCCAUUGCUUUGUUGUUGCCAGUGUAGAUAUGAUUUAUUUAUUGUCUUUUUAAUAUCCUCUGCAUUCAUUGUGUUGCCAUGUUUUCAUGCCUAAGCCAUUAAGAUUUUUAAUUAAACAGUAUUUUCUUUAA